ACUAACGGGAAAAAAUGAUAUAAAAAAAAUUAUAUAGACAGCAAAAUACAACAAAACAAAGUUAUGGAUGUACUAUUACAUCAAUGUACAUUCAUUUAGAAAGUGAUGGGUACACCAAGUGUUUUCAAAACGUUACACUCAGCAGAUUUUAAAGAAAGGAAAAUUUAAGAGAUGGAAAAUUUCGAUUUGGAUAGCUGGAAGAGAAAACGACGAAGAACAGUUGGUGCAUAUCUAUUGUGUGGUGCUAUUGGAGGUGUGGAUUACAGUGUUGUGUUUGCAACACUGUAUCUAUAUCUCACAGAUUUGGUUAAAACUGAUAAACCGAAGUUGUAUUAUGGAUUAACUAUAGCAUCAUUUUGUUUAUGCUCGACGAUACUGGGACCUCCUGCUGGCCGUUUCAUUGACAAAACUCGUAAAAUGAAAUUGUACACAAACUUUGUACUCGUAGCACAAAUUAUUGGAAAUCUAUUAUAUGCUAUUCACUUUCAUCCAAUUUAUUUAGUUAUUGGUAGAUUUAUAGCGGGCAUAGCAGACACAUUCAGUAGCAUCUGCUCUGGUGAGAUUGUUCGACUUUACGACAGCAAAGAAGGAACGAGUGCAUUGUGGUGGCUAGCUUCAUCCUACUCCGUUGGAUUUGCUAUCGGUCCAUGUUUUGGUAUUAUUUUUAAAGGCGUGUUCGACUUUAACAUUGGAUCUCUCACAAUAAACUACUUAAAUUUUGUUGGAAUAUUUGUGGCUGCAAUGACACUUCUUGUGUUAAUAAUUGUCAAUUUCUUUCUGUAUGAUUGUUCGGCUGAAUUUGAUCUAAAAAAGCAUAUAAAAGAACAUGAUGAGUGUUGUACAAGCCCAAAUAAUGACACAGAAUGUGGUCCAGGUGAAAUUCGUAUGAGUGAAUUAGACCUUAAUGUAGAGGUUGAUGUCGACAAAGAAAUAGUGCUAAUACAAAAUGACGGUAACCAUCCUGUAGCAUUGGUAUUGAAGACAAUCAUUACAAACCCAGACGCUUUGUUAAUGUUUGUAACUUCCUUUAUUUUUAUGUAUUGCUUAAUGAGCCUAGAUCUACUUAUACCAUUGAUAGAGUUGAAUUUAUUGGGAUGGAGUUUAGAAGCUUUAACGUUAACUUUAGUGACGUAUGGUAUUACCUAUUUCUUUGCGCUGUUACUUUUAUCAAAAUAUUGCACUUCACAACGUGCUGUGUACUAUGUAAGUUUGGCCUGUAUUGUCUUUCAACUGGUUUUGUUUGUUAUCAUGAUUGCCAUGAAACGAUUAGAACGGAAUUUGGAACGUGAUGUAACACUGAUGGUCCUUUUUAUGAUUGGUUAUAUUUUUGUGUGGUUCAUUGAAGAGGUUUUGUUGCGAACUAUGGUUGCAAUGAUGGUACCCUCUAUCGUACAAAGUUUUACUGAAGCUUUACGGAAUGUCCUAUCCCGUUCGGGAACUGUUAUAGCUGCCUUAACAGCGGCAUUUGCAAUGUCAGCGUUAGAUUGGUGGUCAAUUGGAAUGGAAAUUGCAGUUUUGAUAUUGCUUGUUUGCUUUAUAUGUCGAUAUAAAUCUUUAACACACAUUCAAGAAAUAUCGUUUUCGCAAUAAAACAAUUUUGUUGAUGUGUGAAAAGCGCAUUUAAAAAUUAAAGAAAAAGCACGUUUCAUUGGUGGAUGUCUGUUGGAUGGUAGCCAGAAUGAUAUUUUUCAUUUGAUAUCGGUAUAAAUCCGUAACAUGCAUUCAGGAAAUGCUUUUUUAAGAAUAAGUUCAUGUGUAGCAACUUCUUAACACCCAACACUUCUGCAUUCAAGUCUUAGAUAUUGUUUGCUGAUUUAAAUAAAGUUUUAAAUGAACAAUGUUGUUUUACUGUGGAACGUUUAUCAUUUCUUGAACAUAAUAGUUUAGUAGGCCUACUAAACUAUCAUGUUCAAGAAAUGAUAAACGUUCCACAAUAAUAUGAAUACUGAACAGACAAACUAAAAUAAUAUCUUCAACAAUGUUGUUUGUUGUUCAACAAACAACCGACAUUAUGAUCUCGUGCUGCAUAACUUGCGUAUUGUGUAACAAAGAUUGUGUAUUGUGUGACAAAGCUUUUGUAUUGUGUGGCAAAGCUUAUGCAUGUGUGGCAUGUACGAAAUCUAUACUUAAAAUCCUUACUCUAAAUAUAGUGUCAUUUUUUAUGGUACUUUUUAAUUGGAAAUGUAUUAGCUAUACUAUAUGCUUUUUGAUUUCAUAUCGAAGGUUAUAGCAAAAAAUAUUAAGUAUAUUAAAUUUUAAUAUUAAGCUGUCUUACUCUCUCUACUACAUCUCUUCCUUAUAAAUACGAUUGCUUUGUCCCAAAAUUAGACGCACUUCUUUUUUGUGUGGAUGUCACGUUUCUAUUGUGUGUUAUUGUACAUAAUUACCAAUUUUUUAUUGAUUUUAAUAUUUUUACCUUGUGUUUUAUACAAUUUUAAAACAGGACAAACAUUUAUAGCAGUAAUAUAUAACUGAAGUUUUAAACAUCCUAUAUAAAUAGUUUUUAUGAAAUAAAAUAAAAUAAAAUAAUCAGUUAGUC
Hydractinia symbiolongicarpus is the source of this 2539-nucleotide messenger RNA. RefSeq lists its product as uncharacterized. The record is from RefSeq and is a predicted model, not a curated record. Gene Ontology annotation, biological process: transmembrane transport. Lineage: Eukaryota; Metazoa; Cnidaria; Hydrozoa; Anthoathecata; Hydractiniidae. Bases 172 to 1590 code for a protein of 472 amino acids. Gene Ontology annotation, molecular function: transmembrane transporter activity. The transcript has 2 exons.